Molecule: messenger RNA, 186 nt
Organism: Ilex paraguariensis (yerba mate)
Lineage: Eukaryota; Viridiplantae; Streptophyta; Magnoliopsida; Aquifoliales; Aquifoliaceae
Source: the annotation of a GenBank genome assembly
GGUAAAUGCAACCAAGCACGUCGCCCAUGGAGGCUUCGCCUAGCGUCGCCUCGCCUGGCGUUUCCCAUGGCCUCGCCAAGGCCAGCCCCGGGACUUCUCCUGGAUCCCUUGAUUCAGUCGCCUCCUUCAUUGUGGAACUACCAUUGGAGCCCCCCCGUUCAUUGUGUCCAAGCUCCUGCACUUUAG